Molecule: messenger RNA, 2690 nt
Organism: Erigeron canadensis
Lineage: Eukaryota; Viridiplantae; Streptophyta; Magnoliopsida; Asterales; Asteraceae
Product: GTPase Der
Exons: 13
Coding region: 87-2048 (653 amino acids)
Cellular component (GO): chloroplast
Molecular function (GO): GTP binding
Source: RefSeq, a predicted model, not a curated record
AUAUAUCUAUAACUUUGUAUCUUAUUACCCGCCAAACUUCAUCUCCUUCUUCACUUCAAUAAACAUAAAAAAAAUUGAAACUAAAAAUGUCAUCCCUAGAAACUUCCACACAUCUUUCUCUCUCAAGAAUCCUCUCUCCAAUUUCCACUCUCUCUCAUUCUUCUUCUUCUUGCUCGCUUCUAAUUUCACCUUCACUUUCCAAUCUAUCUCUAUCCAUAUCAUCUCUAUCUGUUCGAAAACGACACCGUUUUACAACACCUCAACGGUCAUCGAAAAACGAGUUUCAAUCAGUUGUGGAAGAAGAAGAAUUAGAUGAAAUUGAAGAUGAUUUAGAAUCCGAUUUUGAAGAUGUCAGUGAUGAAAAUUUGGAUGUGGAUGAGCUUGAAUCGGAAGCUGUUAAAGCCGUUCGUGAAUACUCGAUUUCUUUAUCAAAGGAAUUGAAAAUUGAUGAGGAGCCAAUUGGUGAUAAAGAUACUCGUGGAAGAAAAAAGAUUCGGGAAAGUGUCAGCGCCAUAAAUAUACCUGACCAUCUUCUUCCAAAGGUUUCAAUUGUUGGAAGACCAAAUGUUGGUAAAUCGGCAUUAUUUAACCGCCUUGUUGGGGGUAACAGGGCUAUUGUUGUUGAUGAACCCGGGGUUACAAGGGAUCGCUUAUAUGGUAGAUCCUUUUGGGGAAAUCAUGAAUUUAUGGUGAUUGAUACAGGGGGAGUUCUCACAGUUUCAAAGUCGCAGACCGACAUUAUGGAACAACAGUUAUCUGUCUCAACAACCAUUGGCAUGGAAGGUAUUCCUCUUGCUUCUAGAGAGGCUGCUGUUGCCAGGAUGCCAUCAAUGAUUGAGAGACAAGCUACUGUGGCAGUAGAAGAGUCAUCAGUCAUCAUAUUUGUAGUUGAUGGCCAGGCAGGCUUGAAUGCAGCUGAUGUAGAAAUAGGGGACUGGCUUCGGAAGAAUUAUUCACGCAAAACUAUCAUACUAGCUGUUAAUAAGUGUGAGUCUCCACGAAAAGGAAUUAUGCAAGCAUCGGAGUUUUGGUCUCUUGGGUUUACACCACUUCCUAUAUCUGCCGUUUCUGGAACCGGAACUGGAGAACUACUCGAUCUUGUUUGCACAGGAUUAGGGGAAAUUGAGGAUUCAGAUGUUCAGAACAAAGAAGAAGAUUAUGUUCCUUCAAUUGCGAUUGUGGGGCGUCCAAAUGUUGGUAAAAGUAGCAUCCUGAAUGCUUUGGUCGGAGAGGACAGAACAAUUGUUAGUCCAGUCAGUGGGACCACACGUGAUGCUAUUGAUACUGAGUUUGAAGGACCAGAUGGACAGAAAUUUCGUCUCAUUGAUACUGCUGGAAUCAGGAAAAGAGCAGCCGUGGCUUCAUCAGGUAGCACAACCGAAGCUUUGUCUGUCAAUCGAGCAUUUCGUGCUGUUCGACGUUCUGAUGUGGUAGCUCUUGUAAUUGAGGCUUUGGCCUGUAUUACAGAACAGGAUUACAAGAUUGCCGAAAGGAUAGAAAGAGAAGGCAAAGGUUGUUUGAUUGUUGUGAAUAAAUGGGACACAAUACCAAAUAAAAACCAGCAGACAACAUUGCAUUACGAGGAAGAUGUUAGGACAAAGCUUCGAAUUCUUAAUUGGGCACCUAUUGUUUAUUCAACUGCAAUAGUUGGGAACAGCGUUAAUAAGAUCAUUGUUGCUGCUAGCGAUGUUGAAAAAGAGAGAUCGAGGAGACUUAGUACAGCCACAAUAAAUCAAGUGGUGCAUGAGGCUUUAGCUUUUAAGUCGCCACCUAGAACACGAGGUGGGAAGAGGGGACGCCUCUAUUAUUGCACUCAGGCAGCUAUUAGGCCGCCUACUUUUGUGUUCUUUGUGAAUGAUGCAAAGCUUUUCCCUGAAACAUAUCGGCGUUAUAUGGAGAAACAACUUAGAUCUGAUGCUGGAUUUUUGGGCACACCAAUCCGUCUUCUAUGGCGAAGUCGGAGGAAAUCAGAGAGGGUUGCUGGACAAGAUCCAGCAUCAAAACCAAAACUGAAUCUCACACAUAAAAAGCUGGCUGUUGCUACAUGAUCCAUACAGUGGCAGAGUAAAGUGUGAAGGACAACUGCCAACAAUAUCUUGAAGAAAUCACGAGGGUAUUCUACGCAUUGAUUUAUAUCUCUAUGAGUUGAUGGUGGCCGUGGGACGGGGUGUGGUCAUGGCCCCCUUUCUGAUGAAUGCGAGGAAUGAGGAUGAUGGGCCAAUUCAAAAUAGACAUCCCUUAAUUCAUUUCUCUGUAUGAUUUCUUUGUGGAGAACAUUAAAAAUACAUGUGUGUAACGCACAAGUUUCAUGCGGUGUUUACAUUUUGUUUGCAUGGUGCAUUAAUGCAAUAAUCUUCGGGAACGUUGGCCAGAAAAUGGACGUAUCUAAUUCCUGUCAAUGCUGGAUGUCUCAAAAGCAUGGUCUACUCUGCAUAUAAGAAUUUGUGUAUUUCAUUAAUUGGUUUAAGUCACUAGAUUAGUGACAAUUCCUUUAUUGACAUGGUUGUCCAUUGAAUUGAAUUAUUGAUAUGUAUCAUCUUUUUAAUUUUUACAUGGUUGACCAGCUAGUGACCUAAUGACCUGCUAUAACAGGUUAAUUGGUCUACUCCGUUGUCUCUCCAUAUAAGAAUUUGUGUAUUUCAUUAAUUGGUUUUAAGUCACUAGAUGAGCAAUGUACAUUAUUUCAUUGA